CCCAUAAAAAAUGCAAUCCCUAUUCCCUUGCCUGGUGAAAGUGAAACUGGUGAAGCUGCUUUGUUGAAGGUGAAAUUGAGCUGCAAUUUCUGCAACCAGCCUCAUCCAAAUCCUCGAAAAACUAAAUCAUCAUCCACCAAAUAAAUCAAAUCUUGGGAAAAGAAAGGGAAAAAUCCCUAUCCUCCAAGUACUUAAAUCAAAGAUGCCCGUUUUUAAAACCCCGUUCAACGGCUACUCCGUUAGGUUUUCCCCCUUUUACGAGUCCCGUUUAGCCGUAGCGACUGCCCAAAACUUCGGCAUAUUAGGCAACGGCCGUGUCCACGUCAUCGACCUCUCCCCAACGUCGCCAAUCAUCAACGAGCUAAUCGCCUUCGACACCGCUGAUGGAGUCUACGACGUCGCGUGGUCCGAAUCGCAUGACUCCGUCCUCGUUGCCGCCAUCGCUGACGGCUCUAUCAAGGUAUACGAUACCGCCCUCCCUCCUCACUCCAACCCUCUCCGCUCCCUCAAAGAACACGCCCGUGAAGUCCACGGUCUCGAUUACAACCCCACGCGGCGCGACUCGUUCCUCUCCGCUUCCUGGGACGAUUCCGUCAAGCUGUGGACCCUCGACCGCCCCGCUUCCCUUCGCACUUUCAGGGAACACGCGUAUUGCGUGUAUUCCGUUGCGUGGAACCCCAAACACGCCGACGUUUUUGCCUCGGCUUCCGGUGACUGUACGGUAAGAAUAUGGGACGUUAGGGAACCCGGCUCAACGAUGAUAAUCCCAGGUCACGAAAACGAAAUCUUGUCAUGUGAUUGGAAUAAAUACGAUGAUUGUUUGAUUGCCAGUGCAAGUGUAGAUAAGAGUAUCAAAAUCUGGGAUGUCAGGAACUAUAGAAUGCCUGUUUCGGUUCUUAACGGUCAUGGUUAUGCUGUUAGGAAAAUUAAGUUUUCGCCGCAUAGAAGGAAUUUGAUUGUGUCUUGUUCGUAUGAUAUGACGGUUUGUUUGUGGGAUUUUAUGGUGGAAGAUGCACUUGUUGGAAGGUAUGAUCAUCAUACAGAGUUCGCUGUUGGGGUGGAUCUGAGUGUGCUUGUUGAUGGACUUAUGGCCAGUACUGGCUGGGAUGAGCUUGUUUACGUUUGGCAGCAGGGGAUGGACCCCAAAGCAGCUUAAAAAGAGAAGUCUUUAAAACUUUUCUCUUUUGUUUUUGUUUGGUUUUUGUAUAAUCCAUUUUCAUAAUUUGAGCAAAUACUGGAAUGGUUCACUUUUGAAUCGGUAGAAACUGAUGAAUGAAUGAAUGAUUUAUUUGGAAA
This is a messenger RNA of Durio zibethinus, 1296 nucleotides long. NCBI's taxonomy places the organism in Eukaryota, Viridiplantae, Streptophyta, Magnoliopsida, Malvales, Malvaceae. The record is from RefSeq and is a predicted model, not a curated record.